Phyllostomus discolor (pale spear-nosed bat) is the source of this 1889-nucleotide messenger RNA. It is a transcript of the gene FTCDNL1, whose product is annotated as formiminotransferase cyclodeaminase N-terminal like. Lineage: Eukaryota; Metazoa; Chordata; Mammalia; Chiroptera; Phyllostomidae. The coding region runs from base 431 to 1474 and encodes 347 amino acids. Gene Ontology annotation, molecular function: transferase activity; folic acid binding. The transcript has 6 exons. The record is from RefSeq and is a predicted model, not a curated record.
CCCAUGGGGGCGGCCGCGGAAUCCUCUGGCGCCUUUGCCAAGUCCCUCGGAUUAGCCUUCGGCCCACGCGGCCCUGGGACUCUCCACACCGGAACCGGGGCGGGGCCGCGCAGAGUUGUCCCAGCCGUGGGUUCUAGCCCCAGCACGGGCUUCCGACUGCUCAGCGAGUCUCUGCUCGACCCUAAAAGUGUUAAUUGUGGUUCGUGUGCAGGAGGCUGGUGAUUUGGCAGAACCAUCGCAAACUGCUCCACUCCGCUCUGGCCCAGCUGGUACCUCCGGGGCAAGGCAGGUUUUUGGUUUGUCGCCGGAAGUCACCGAUUGGUGCAUGAAGGGGUGGGCGGUCUAGGAUCCCACACUCUCAAAACUGUUCUAAGGUCUUGCUCUAGGUCACUUUGUUGGAGAGAAACUCACCUUUUUGACUAAAGCGUUAAUGCUCUCCAAAAGCCUGGUGCUGCCGCUGAUUGUUUGCUGUGAAGAAAAAAUCAGCAUGUCUUCCUCCAGAUUGGGGCUCCGUUUGGCUGCCUGUUUACUAAACAUUUCAGAAGCCAGAAGAAAACACAUUGUUGAGAACAUAGCAAAAGCAGCUCUUCUUGGAAAAAAUGGGAAGAAACAUCCUGAAGUAUCAGUGCUCAAUAUAUUUUCUGAUCAAGACUACAACAGAUCAGUCAUUACAAUAGCAGCUUCUAUUGAUGAAUUAGGCAAUUCUGUUCUGGCCGCCUGCUUGGAGGCCUUCCGGUCUAUCAAUAUGGAGGUUCAGGAGGGAAUCCACCCUUGUUUGGGAGCAGUGGACCUGAUUCCCAUUUAUCCUCUCGCUGGUGUUGGAGUGGAAGAGUGUGGAGCUGUGGCCAGAAGCCUCGCCGAGAGUCUGGUCCUGCAGGUUCCGGGCAGCAGCGUGUUUCUCUUUGGGGAGGCCGACCUGCCCCAGAAGCGCACCCUCGUCCAGAGAAGGAAGCAGCUGGGCUGGUUCACAAGGAGGGAUUUCAGUGCUCUGGAGCCUGACCUGGGAGCCGCGCCUGCUCGGAGAUGUGGUUUAACAGGCAUCGGCGCCAGCCCAUAUGUGAUGAACUGCAAUGUCACCAUAGACUCUCAAGACUUGGCUUUGGGAAAAGAGAUUGCCAGUGCCAUUCGGGGCUCCAAUGCAAAUGGACUGAAGGGCGUCCAAGCGAUGGCUUUUCCCCAUGAAGGGAAAAUUGAGAUAGCGUGCAAUGUAGAGAGUUUUGAAGACCAAGAAGCUACAGAAACCUCAGAAGAUUCACAAUACGUGGCUUACAGUGUCCUUGGCAACCACUUUUCUUAUGUAUCUCCUCGUUACAUAGAAGCUCAAGUUAAAAAGUUGGCGGGUGAUCAAGGAAUUGGUACUGUAGGGAGAGCAUUGAUUGGAUUUACACCCCAAGAGUGCAAGAACUGUGCUGAAUAUGCUAUAAAGGAAAGUAUUGGAGAAUUCUGGAAGAUACGGGGAGGUGUUUUCAUGUGAUCCAGUUUAAGGAUUCAUGGACAUUUUAAGGAAGAACAUCAACCAUUACAAAAUUAUUUUUUGGCCAAUAAAGAUGAGGGGAAGAUACAAAGAGCUUGGUUAUAGCUUCGUACUGGAAAAUUAGAAGCAUUCUUUGUUCAAUAACCUGUCUUUAUAGAUCAUUCGUGAUUGCCCUGCGAUAUUUCUAGUCAUUAAAACUCCCUAAGAACAUGUUCUGUAUCAAGUUUAUGUACUUGGGUGCAUUAGAAGCCUUCCUGAGUCAGCUGGGUAAUAUGGCCCCGGUUGCUGAACCACCUUUAAUUACUGUGAGCAAAACCAAAACUGGACUCGAUUCCCCUGGUUUCCCCGAAGUCUUUAUUCCCAAGUUCUGUAUUCAAUUUUCAUUUGUCAAGUCAUCAUUUUCUAACAUGUACUU